Microcebus murinus (gray mouse lemur) is the source of this 6054-nucleotide messenger RNA. RefSeq names its product cholinergic receptor muscarinic 2 (gene CHRM2). Gene Ontology annotation, cellular component: dendrite; synapse; plasma membrane. Gene Ontology annotation, molecular function: G protein-coupled serotonin receptor activity; G protein-coupled acetylcholine receptor activity. The record is from RefSeq and is a predicted model, not a curated record. Gene Ontology annotation, biological process: adenylate cyclase-inhibiting G protein-coupled acetylcholine receptor signaling pathway; regulation of smooth muscle contraction; chemical synaptic transmission. NCBI's taxonomy places the organism in Eukaryota, Metazoa, Chordata, Mammalia, Primates, Cheirogaleidae.
UUGUCCGCCCAUUGCAGCUAAUCGAACACACAAGCUCGAAUACAGACACGCUCUUUUGCUAUACCAAAGGCGCCCAGGAGAAGACCCACUCGAGUGAGCGCUCACGGGCGCGCACACACACAGACCACACACACACACACACACACACACACACACACACACACACUCGCGCGCGCCGAGCGCCAGGCUGCGGGUUGGCCAGACCCCGGAAAUCGCAGUAAAGCUCCAGAGGCACCGAAAUAGGUGUUGCCCCCAAAACUAAUUCCUACUUCCCCAAGCACUUUGGUGAAGAAAUGAGUCCAGUCCUGCUCAACAGCGCAUCCAGGUCUGGGUUCUGUUUUGGUCUCCAGACUCUUCAUGAAAGCCAGAUCAAGGGAGAAAGCGAGCCGGCUGCGGGCUUCGGACUCUAAGCGGUGCGCAGAUAGCGCCCGGGGGCUUCGGCCCUGAACCCGGGAACCUCGCGUCUGCCAGCCUCCACCAGAGCGCAGGCAGGGGAGGCAACUGGAGCUAGACCCGCGGCAGGUUUUUAGCAACAUGAGUGCAGGGUCUGGAUUUUACCCAUCAAGAGUUUAUCUCCAGCACCCAAAUCCUGGCAUAUAGUUUAAAUGUUUAUUUGACUACCUGGCUGCUGAUAUAAGAACACAAAAUGAAUAACUCAACAAACUCCUCUAACAAUGGCCUGGGUCUUACCAGUCCUUAUAAGACCUUUGAAGUGGUGUUUAUUGUCCUUGUGGCUGGAUCCCUCAGUUUGGUGACCAUUAUUGGGAACAUCCUGGUCAUGGUUUCCAUUAAAGUCAACCGCCACCUCCAGACCGUCAACAAUUACUUUUUGUUCAGCUUGGCCUGUGCUGACCUCAUCAUAGGUGUUUUCUCCAUGAAUUUGUACACCCUCUACACUGUGAUUGGUUACUGGCCUUUGGGACCUGUGGUGUGUGACCUCUGGCUAGCCCUGGACUAUGUGGUCAGCAAUGCCUCGGUUAUGAAUCUGCUCAUCAUCAGCUUUGACAGGUACUUCUGUGUCACAAAACCUCUGACCUACCCAGUCAAGCGGACCACGAAAAUGGCAGGGAUGAUGAUCGCAGCUGCCUGGGUCCUUUCCUUCAUCCUCUGGGCUCCGGCCAUCCUCUUCUGGCAGUUCAUUGUUGGGGUGAGAACUGUGGAGGAUGGGGAGUGCUACAUUCAGUUUUUUUCCAAUGCUGCUGUCACCUUUGGCACCGCCAUUGCAGCCUUCUAUUUGCCAGUGAUCAUCAUGACUGUGCUAUAUUGGCACAUAUCUCGAGCCAGCAAGAGCAGGAUAAAGAAGGACAAGAAGGAGCCUGUGGCCAACCAAGAUCCAGUUUCUCCCAGUCUGGUACAAGGAAGGAUAGUGAAGCCAAACAACAACAACAUGCCCAGCAGUGAUGAUGGCGUGGAGCAUAACAAAAUCCAGAAUGGCAAAGCACCCAGAGAGGCUGUGACUGAAAACUGUGUCCAGGGGGAGGAGAAAGAGAGCUCCAAUGACUCCACCUCAGUCAGUGCCGUUGCCUCUAAUAUGAGAGAUGAUGAAAUAACUCAGGAUGAAAACACAGUUUCUACUUCCCUGGGCCAUUCCAAAGAUGAGAACUCUAAGCAAACAUGCAUCAAAAUUGUCACCAAGACCCAAAAAGGUGAUCCAUGCACCCCAACUAAUACCACUGUGGAGCUGGUUGGGUCUUCAGGUCAGAAUGGAGAUGAAAAACAGAACAUCGUAGCCCGUAAGAUUGUGAAGAUGACCAAGCAGCCUGCAAAAAAGAAGCCUCCUCCUUCCCGAGAAAAGAAAGUCACGAGGACAAUCUUGGCUAUUCUGUUGGCUUUCAUCAUCACUUGGGCCCCGUACAAUGUCAUGGUGCUCAUUAACACCUUCUGUGCACCCUGCAUCCCCAACACAGUGUGGACCAUCGGUUACUGGCUCUGUUACAUCAACAGCACUAUCAACCCUGCCUGCUAUGCACUUUGUAAUGCCACCUUCAAGAAGACCUUUAAACACUUGCUCAUGUGUCAUUACAAGAACAUAGGCGCUACGAGGUAAAACAUCAUUGACAAAGUGGAAAGUGGGAAAGGGAGCUUGGGAAGAAUACAAGCAGUAAAAGAGCUCCUAGUUUUAAAAUCUCUGCCAUUGCACUUUAUAGUCUUAUUAUGGAAUGUGCAAUUCAGGAGCCCAACAGCGACACUGUUAUCAAGCCUAUGCUCCAGUUUGAGAAACUUGCACCUUAUAAACUGUCAGUUUAGGAGCAAUGAGACAAUGAAAGAGACAUGUUGGAAUUGUGGAUCAGGGAAUGAUCUACAUUUUCUCAUGCUCUCUUAAAGAAGGGCUUCAGAAUCUGCAAUUUUAUCAGUCUGCACAAGAAGAAUAACCUCGUUCUAUUUUUCUGUUUCUUUUUGUUGUUGUUAUUCUCAUGUGUCCAUAUGAGGAUGAAAUACCACAGUUUAAGAUAACAUGGAGACUUAAACAUUAAAAAAAAAAAAUAAACACUAUACGAUGGGGAAGUGAAGAAAGAAAAUCAAGAAAAGGAUCCAGAAAUGGUCUCCAGAGUGUUAAGCAUAUUUUAUCCUUUUGUUAUGGUCUUAUUUGGAGGAUUGCAAUGUAAUAAAUGCUUAUUUUUUUUUCACCUUUCCUUUUUCCACCAUGAAAGGAAAGCAAACAACAAAAAGCCCAAAUAGGUCUCAGCAUUUUUUUUUCAUGCUAUGGCAUUAGUUUUUGGACUUUCCUGUUCUAAUUGUUUAUGGGAAAUCCCUGCAGGACUUCCACUAAAUCCAGCCAGAGAUACUAUGAAAAUGGGCACUUCAGCCCACCCCACUGUGUCUUUUGCAUUCUUGGGGGUAUAAAGUCCAUAUGGAUUGAGUUCAUUUAUGAUUCUCUGUGUGAAAUAUUUUAGCCAAUCUGAUUUUAUCCUAAACCAGCUUUUUAUUUUAACAGAAUAGCCUACCUAAAACAUAAACAUGCCUGAGAAACCAAAGUCAUCAUAAAAUUGAGAUUUCAUUGAGUCAACUGAUGAUCAAUCUAGUGGGAGAAAGUAUGCUAAGACCAGGUGGUUUUUUGAGAUGAAAAAAACUAGAAGUUUGGUAGAGCAUUCUGUUUCAACUUGAAACUGCCCGAUCCAUUUAUCAAAUGUGAACUUUUAAAACAUGAAAUUCUUCCUGACUUUGUCAGCUGGAAAGGAAUAUAUUUGGAAUCUUAAACAGGAUUAACAUCCCCACAUAGCACCAAUGACUUCUGGAUCAGUCCCAAGAGGGUAAGACUUUCUAUCCAAUGCCUGCAAAAGGAUGACACUCAAACGAUAAUCAUGUGAGGUCUGUCACUAGCCUAUGACCCAGUGAAGGGAAAAAUGAAAAGUAAUUCAAAAACAUUUACUGAAACCACAUGUUCCGUAUUCCUCAAAUUGUCAAAUCUCACUAACAUUAGUUAACUUCAAAAUUCUCCUAAUAUAAUUUCAAUAGAAUUAUAGUACUCUUUGGGACAGAAAUCCAGUGGAUAACCGAACAGAGACCAAAUGAGCUCACAGCAUCUGACAGAAGAACAAAGGUAGCUUUUCCCAUGUCACUUCUCACCACCAUCCAAUUCCAAACCACAAAAAACUCAUGUCAGGAGCUACUGUCUAUAGCAUUAUACAGAAUCUCGUCCAUAUAGAGAGUUUUAUUAAUAUUUGGUAGGCCAAAUAAAUAUAAGAUUGUGCUCAUUCCUAUGUAACUAUUUAUUUUUAUUCCUCUUAUUCUUUUCUUACACUAUUUCCUGUAGUCUUUCAAUCAGAUUUUUUUAAAGAUGGCCAAAUCGAUAGAAAUCAAAUUUAUAAAUGUAUUUUUAAAUUUUGUAUUUUACAUUUUAGAUUUAUGGACUUUAUGACAUUUGUCCUCUAAUACAGAUGUGAGUUACAUGAUGAAUUUGUCAGUAUUAAACCCUAGCACUUGUUAGAUUUAUCUUGUAUAACUUGCCUUAUCAAUGGCAUCUCAACAAUUUUGGAAGUUGGAAAAAAAAAAGCACAAUGGAAACAACAACAAAAAAGUUGAAAGUUAGUAAGAAACAAAUCAACAAUAAUAUUUGCAUUUAUCCUUUAUAAAGAUAAUUUUUUAAUCAACUUCAAUCAUUUCUUACCUCCAGAAAUCUUCCAUGUAUAACCAUACAAUAUCAGUUCUUUUACUCUAUGAUUACUUUAAUGUAAACUUUUACAUUUUAAAUCCAUAUUUACAAUUAUAUUGUUUCUUCAAAUCAAUGUAUCAGUUGAGUGGGAAUAACACCAAGCCAAUGGGCUUCCUGGUUUUCUAAAACAAAACAAUUGGCUUUUGUGAAAAGUGAAACAAAACAUUUCACUUUUUAAUUUGUUAUAUUAUUAUGACAUAGACUUGGCUUCAGUUGGGAUGAAACCUUUGGAGUCAAGGAUUCAGGGUCUUUUUUUGUUUGCUGUAACAACCCAACUCACUGUGAAUCAAACUGUCUUUUAUUCUCUGUUGCCAUUGUGUCCUUCCCUUUCUUCCUUGUGUUCUUGAUCUUCGCCACAGCCGCCACAACCUUAUUGAGAGAGAGACUUCAAGUUAAAAAAAGGAAUUUGAAGAUAGACUGACACACCAUGGAAACUUUCUCAAACAGAUCAGAAAAAUGGAAGGAAUACUGAAAACGGUAGAUGACUGGAGAAAGAUGGGGACUGUAUUCAAGGAUUUGUAUUAACCAUUGCUGGAUUUGCCUAUUUAAGUGGCUUUCAAUUAGAGACAAUUUUCCCUCCAAAGGACAUUUAGCAAUGUAGAGACAUCUUUGAUUGUUACAUCUGGGAGGAAAGCUAUUGAUAUCUAGUGGAUUUAGAGGCCACAGAUGCUGCUAAACAGCCUACAAUGUACAGGACAUUUUCCCCCACCCCCUCCAAUCAAAUAUUAUUUCGCUCAAAAUGUCAAUAGUGCCAAGGUUGAGAAACUCUUAUCUAUUUUAAGGGAUUUCUAGAGCUUGCCUCCUCCUAUAAGUGGGAAAAUAAUCCUGCAUCAGUUUUUAGAGUGGCAAUGCAAAUUGCUCACCUGUUUGAACAAAGCAAUGCUCACCAACAAUCAUGUAUCAGAAAAACUCAUCCAUUGAGUCUGGUAUAUUUGUAAUUCACACAGAUUGGGAACAUAAGCCACAACUACAUAUUCAAAAUCACCAGACUAUGCACAUGGCAUGUAAGUUCCAGCAUCUUAAUGUUCAAUCAUGACUGCCACAAAGACUAGUCAAUUGAGGUUACAGUAGUUGGCCAUCAAAAUGGUUGCAGUUGAUAUGGUCAGUUUCUAUUGCAGCUGCAAUUUUUACUUUCAUAAACAUUAAAAGCCUCUUUCAGAAACAAUAUGAUUCAUCUGCUUUCACUGGAAAGGUGAAUAUCUGUCAAGUCUAUAUUUCUUCUCUCUUCAUAGCAAUAAUGUAAAUAUCUCAGAGUGGUCUUAUGAAAAGAGGAGAUUAAGAAUAUGAAAAAAAAGCCAGUUCAUUUCUUGAAAAGAGAAAUUAUUUCCUUUUUACCAGUUCAUCACUAAUUUAAUGCCAGCUCCCAAGUAUUAGGACAAAAAUCACCAAUAUAUUAAGUCACAAGGGAUAAACUUUCUAGUUUGAAAUGUGGAAGCUGGAGGUUCCAUAUUUUUCUGCUCUUUGUCCAUUCACUGCUUUUUUGAUCCUGAAGAUCUGGCAUUGGGGGAGACAGGAGUUCAAAAUCAUGGCAACAAUUACUCGGCAAUGAACUCUACUUCUAUUUUUCCCUCUUAGUUCACUGAUAGUUGCUUCCCCCCAGUUUAGUAAUAUCCCUUUCAACAACCAUAGCACCGGUGUUGCAAAUAGAUUAGGAAAGCACCCAAAGCUGGAUGAAAUUGUGCAAAGUGUAUUUGCAGCAUGUAUAUAUAAUACCAUGCCUCUUAAACAUGCUUCUCUUAAAAGGGUGCACACUGUAGCAUGAACUGUGUGCAUAUUUAAUGUAUCUUCCUGGAAUAUGCUAUAUGCUUCAUAUAUAUAUAUUCUAUAAAUAAAAUAAUAAAAUGUACAAUAGAAAUACAUAUUUCUGUAUGCAAAUAAAUAUAUUAUACACAAAAUUUUAA